CCCGGUUCCCGGACCCGGUUUUUUCAAAAUUCCGAUCUUUACUUGCUCCACAGGUGUUCUAUUUUUGCUUGCCUCACAAAAAUUUCCUCAAAAAAUAUUUUUAAAAUUAUUUUUUCUUCCUAAAAGAUUUUUAAAAAAUUCCCCAAAAAUGUUACAACAACCAAAUAUUUUCCUUCCUGAAACAAUUCAACAACAGCUACAACAACAACAACAAAGACAAUCACCCCCAAUAUUACAGACAAUUCGUCGACAACAACACCACCCCCAAGUAAAAACCCAACAAUUACCUAAUGGAGAUUCUAGAGUUAUCCGGUCUGAAGUUUGGAAUUGUUUUGACUUGGAUGGGUUAAAUGCUGUUUGUCGGGCUUGUAAUGAACGGUUAAAAGUUGGGCCGACUAGACAAACUUCCUCUCUUUGGCGUCACUUAAAACGUCACAGUCGAGAAGUCCAGGACAGACUAGUAAAGUCUUGGGCCGAAGCAGGCCUUCCCAGUAGAAGUGCAGAUAGAAUGGUUGCCAGAAUACAGAAUGGGGGGACACCCACAAAUUUAAUUGAACAACGAAAAAGAGAAUUACAACAACAACAAUAUUCCUCCCCUUCAUUUAAUUCUUCUAAUACAACAACUAAUUUUACUUCCUCCUCCUCUACUUGUAUCCAAAAUGAUACUGCAGGUCCUCUAGUUACUAGUUUGGAUUUGGAACAAUUAUUAGGACUUCAACAAAAUUCAAAUGACGGGGCAGCAAUAAAUGAGGGAGAAAUUUCCCCGUCCAAUAAAAUCAUUGAAGGGUUGGAUAAUAAUGAAAUUGAUGAAAUGGAUUUUGAGGUUGAAGAGGAAGAAGAGCCAAUUAAAGCUGCAAAAAGUGAGAGAGUUCAAGAGAAUUUUGAAAGAGCUGUUGUUGAAUUUUUGUUGGAAAAUGCUCUCUCAUUCACCAAAGUGCUUUUGCAGUCUCCAGCAUUUGGAGAAGUUCUACGUCUUUUCUCUUCUUCCCCAACAUUUUCAACAAAUUUAUUUCGCCCAAUUAUUCCUUCACCAGAACCUCUAUUAACUCGACUUGUUCCAAAAAUGUUUAUAGAAACUUUGGAUGAAAGAAAAGCACUUUUUGAAGAAGAUUUUUUUGUUUUAGUUUUGAGAAGAACAAAAAUUGAAAAUGCUCCAAAAGGAAAUACUUGUAUUUUAAGAAUUUCUGCUGUCAAGUUAAGCGAAAGUUUUGGCCUUUGUUCUCGUUGUUUGGGUGUUUUUGCCUAUCGAGGAGGUCUUCGUCGGUUAAGAGAUGCUCUUAGAAAGUGUUUUGAAGAAGGGAGUGUACAAUUAAAAUUAUGGCAAGUUUCUGCAGUUGUUCAUGAUGGAUCGUCUGAAUUUGAAGAACUUUGUGAACAAUUGGAUAUUCCUGGGCAAGUUUAUUUAAUUUAA
Molecule: messenger RNA, 1411 nt
Organism: Meloidogyne enterolobii
Lineage: Eukaryota; Metazoa; Nematoda; Chromadorea; Rhabditida; Meloidogynidae
Source: the annotation of a GenBank genome assembly